AUGGCCUCUCUUAUCAACAACGCUAACGGUGCCGUCAACGGUGUUGUUGGGAACGUCGAGAAGCUCAUUAUCGAUACCGACCCUGGGAUCGAUGAUAGCAUGGCCAUUUUGAUGGCUUUUCAAAGUCCUGAGGUGGAGGUUCUGGGUUUGACAACUGUCUUUGGUAAUACAACUACCGAACUUUCCACACUCAACGCUUUACUAUUGUGUGAGAUCGCAGGCCGUGAAAAUCUUCCAGUUGCAGAGGGCAGCUCUGAACCAUUGAAGGGUGGAACGCCUCGUGUUGCUGAUUUUGUUCAUGGUGAAGAUGGACUAGGGAACACAUUCCUACCCCCACCCAAAGGUAAGAAAAUUGAGCUGAGUGCUUGUGAGUUUCUGGUGGAGAAGGUUUCUGAAUAUCCUGGUGAAGUAUCUGUGCUAGCACUUGGACCACUAACAAAUGUGGCUUUGGCAAUCAAAAGAGAUUCUUCGUUUGCAAGCAAAGUGAAGAGAAUAGUUAUACUUGGUGGUUCAUUCUUUGCCUUGGGGAAUGUGAACCCUGCUGCAGAAGCAAAUAUCUAUGGAGACCCAGAAGCUGCAGAUAUUGUGUUUACCUGUGGAGCAAAUAUUGUCGUUGUUGGAAUAAACAUUACAACCCAAGUCCAAUUUACAGAUGCUGAUCUUCUUCAACUGAAGGAAUCUAAGGGAAAGUAUGCUCCUUUCUUGAGUGACAUAUGCAAAUUCUAUAGGGACUGGCAUGUAAAAUCUGACUGUGUCCAUGGCAUUUUCCUCCACGAUCCCGUAAGUUUUGUGGCACUUGUGCGUCCAGAUCUUUUUACGUUCAAGGAGGGGGUAGUGAGGGUAGAGACACAAGGCAUCUGUGUUGGGCAUACGCUUUUGGACCAAGGAUUGAAAAAUUGGCCUUCGAGCAACCCAUGGACGGGUUAUUCUCCUGUUUCAGUUGCUUGGACUGUGAAUGUCGAGGGAAUUCUUGAUUAUAUCAGGGAGCUGGUGAUGAAACCCUGA
Molecule: messenger RNA, 1005 nt
Organism: Sphenostylis stenocarpa
Lineage: Eukaryota; Viridiplantae; Streptophyta; Magnoliopsida; Fabales; Fabaceae
Source: the annotation of a GenBank genome assembly